CUGUGUGCCACGUCAUCGCCCAUCGCCCAGAGUGACGUAAGCGGAAGUGCGGCGCGCCGGAGUUCCACUCACUGCAUCUGAAUACACUUCACUUUCACAACAUUUUGGGUUUUUACACCAAGCCUCGCUUCUGACCGACGGAUGCUCGAUUUUAUCUGCAUGACGUAUUGGCAUUCAUCCAUUCACCUUCCACACACGAGAGCUUUAUCCUGAUCAGGGUGACGGUGGAUCCGGAUCCUAACCUGGAAACACCUGGACAUGACAGCCUGUGUUAUGUUGCUGGACGAGACGCCGCUGUUUGACCCCUGCCUGCUCCAGGAGCUGGACUGGAGUAGCAGCAAGGUGUCUUUCUCGCCCCCCAUCUCGCCCCUGGAGCCCGGAGACGGCCUCGUCCUCCGUCCUCUCCGCCCUGCCGACUUAGACAGAGGACUGUAUAAGGUGCUGUCGCAGCUCACAGUGGCAGGAGACGUCACAAAAGAGCAGUUCAGAGCAAAUUUUGAACACAUGAAGAAAACGGGCGACUAUUACGUCAUCGUGGUCGAGGACACGAACGUGGGACAAAUUGUUGCCACGGCGACGCUCAUCGUGGAACACAAGUUCAUCCAUGCGUGCGCAAAGCGAGGGCGUGUCGAGGAGGUGGUGGUCAGCGACGUCUGCCGAGGAAAACAGUUGGGAAAACUACUCGUCGCGACGUUGACUCUGCUCAGCAAAAAACUGCAGUGCUACAAGAUCACGCUGGAGUGCGCGCAGAAGAACGUGGAGUUCUACAAGAAGCUGGGUUACACGCCUUCAGAGGAGACCUACAUGCAGUGUCGCUUCUUCGACUGAGUCCUCCAGGGACGUUACGGCGCGUACGGCUCCCGACGUCCGAGCUCACGGUGACCGGACGCUCGGUUUACCUUACUUCUGCGCCAGUUUCCUCUCAACAACGAGCAGAGACUUAUUAAAAAAACAAAACAAACAAAAAAACAAACAAAAACGCCAAAUCUAUAGCAUGAUGAAGGAUUGUGAAAGUAGAAUACCAGGCACUUAUACCCUCAGAAGGUCUCUUCAUUUGUUAGUCAUUUAUGCUGGAAGCUAUCUUUAUGAAGAAGGUACUUGAAUAUUUUCUAAAAACAGAAGUCUACUUUUCUAUUCUAUAUGGUAAUUUAUAUUUUACGUAUAAUAAACGACCAAAAUAUUCUCCGA
Ictalurus punctatus (channel catfish) is the source of this 1188-nucleotide messenger RNA. RefSeq names its product glucosamine-phosphate N-acetyltransferase 1 (gene gnpnat1). Gene Ontology annotation, biological process: UDP-N-acetylglucosamine biosynthetic process. Gene Ontology annotation, molecular function: glucosamine 6-phosphate N-acetyltransferase activity; monosaccharide binding. The record is from RefSeq and is a predicted model, not a curated record. Gene Ontology annotation, cellular component: endoplasmic reticulum; endoplasmic reticulum-Golgi intermediate compartment; Golgi apparatus. Bases 259 to 828 code for a protein of 189 amino acids. The transcript is spliced from 7 exons. NCBI's taxonomy places the organism in Eukaryota, Metazoa, Chordata, Actinopteri, Siluriformes, Ictaluridae.